This is a messenger RNA of Suricata suricatta (meerkat), 1474 nucleotides long. RefSeq names its product ephrin A1 (gene EFNA1). Gene Ontology annotation, biological process: axon guidance; ephrin receptor signaling pathway. The record is from RefSeq and is a predicted model, not a curated record. Lineage: Eukaryota; Metazoa; Chordata; Mammalia; Carnivora; Herpestidae. Bases 114 to 731 code for a protein of 205 amino acids. Gene Ontology annotation, cellular component: plasma membrane. Gene Ontology annotation, molecular function: ephrin receptor binding. The transcript is spliced from 5 exons.
GGGCGGAGGGGCCAGAGCUGUGCGCGGUGCCGACUGCGCCGCCGAGACAGCCCGCGGGAACCCGGACCCCGAGGAGCCCCUCGUCCUCGCCCGGCCUGGCCCGGCCCUGCGCUAUGGAGUUUCUCUGGGCCCCGCUCUUGGGCCUGUGCUGCAGUCUGGCCGCUGCUGAUCGCCACACCGUCUUCUGGAACAGUUCAAACCCCAAGUUCCGGAAUGAGGACUACACGGUACACGUCCGGCUCAACGACUACCUGGACAUCAUCUGCCCGCAUUACGAGGAUGACACCGUGGCCGACGCUGCCAUGGAGCGGUACACCCUGUACCUGGUGGAGCAUGAGCAGUACCAGCUGUGCCAACCCCAGUCCAAGGACCAGGUCCGCUGGCAGUGCAACCAGCCAAGCGCCAGACACGGCCCGGAGAAGCUGUCCGAGAAGUUCCAGCGCUUCACGCCCUUCACUCUCGGCAAGGAGUUCAAAGAGGGACACAGCUACUACUAUAUCUCCAAACCCAUCCACCAGCAGGAAGACCAGUGCUUGAGGCUGAAGGUGACUGUCAGUGGCAAAAUCACCCACAGCCCUCAGGCCCACGCCAAUCCACAGGAGAAGAGACUUCCGGCAGAUGACCCAGAGGUACGGGUCCUACACAGCAUCGGGCACAGUGCUGCCCCCCGCCUCUUCCCACUUGCCUGGGCCGUGCUGCUUCUGCCACUCCUGCUGCUGCAAACCCCGUGAAGGCACAGGCGGCACCUGGCCUAAGGACAUAGAACUGGGCUGCGGAGGCAGGGCAGGCACCUAGUCUGUCCUGGGACCCCUCCCCCAGCCCCAGGCCUCCUGGGAAGCAUUCCCACCACAUCCACAAGCUGCCACCCAACAGCCUCAAAACGGGUAUUCAACCCAAAGGAGGCCGGCAAGCCUGGCAGGGCCGUCCCUCCCUCCACCUUGAGGGACGGACAGAGGAGUGGGGACAGCCCUUUCCCCACCGUUUCUGCCCUGAAGCCAAAGAAACAGGCUGUGCCGCACGUGGCCUCCUAAGAAGGGCCCUGUGGGGGCCAAGCUGGAAGGAGUCUGGGAUCAUGCAGCUGGACACUGAGCUCGGCAAAGAUGCCCCUCCAGAGAGAGCCAGGGUGCCCAGAGGCGCCAGUGCGGGAAGAGCAUGAGGCAGUUUCGUGCCUGGCAGCCAGAGGCGGGAGAGGCAGCGUGCUUGGGCUGAUCCUGCAUCUCCCCCAAGACUUCCGGAAGUCUUUGGAGCUGCGGAGGAGAGGGCUGCAGCCGGGCAUUGCGUCCUCUCCCAUCUGAGGGCAGCACUCCGCGGAGCUGUGCCAGCAGGGGGGCUGUGCCAACCUGUAUCUAGAGUUUAGGUGUAGGGGCAGGGCCCACAUGGACAGGAUCUGUAUAUAAACUUGAUGUGUGUCUGUGUUGAUUUCUACAACUGGACAUUUUUUUAUACAAAAAAUAAAGCGACGUGUUUAUUUGGA